AUGACGCGAUAUCAAAUGCAAAUAUGUCAUCUGGGCCUGGAAGAUUGCGAGAUUUGUCAUGCUAGUCUGGCGUGACGGUGACUCUGCGCUCUGUAUUGCGUUGCCAUCAAGAGGUCCUCUGGCCUGUCAUGCGAAAGCGCAGUUUCUCAUGCGAAAUACGCAUUACAGAAGCACGAAAAAACUUGUCAUGCUUGGCGGCGCAUUACAGAGCACGUAUUGUUCACGGACUUGCAUCACAAGUUUCCAGAGCCAGACAUAUUGGCAGUUGAUACGCGAGAUGCGGCGAGCACCAUGGUAGAAAUCCACUCGAAUUUGGUGGAAAAGUCCUUGCAGGGUGCGAACCAACUGAUCGAAAACCUGCCGAAAAAUCGGAACUCCUCUGCGACAGGGUCGUCCUAUCAAGCAAAUCUGCCGGCGGCGCUGGCGAAGAAUUUACCACCUGGGGUAGAACAAGAACUCCAAAGGAAAAACACUGCACAAAACGGCAUCAGUUACGAGAAGAACUACACUGUGGUACAAAAAUCUAAAUAUCAAACGCAGUCAGCACAACUCCAGGUCCAGGGCGGCGGCGCUUUGAACCAUCCAUUGUAUCUCCUGACAGACCAAGGUUUCACGCAAAUCGAAUUGACCAGCUGGCUGAAGCUGACGAAUAUGCUUUUGGACACGGAUAGCCUCAAUUCCUCCUCGUCCAACAAGCGGUGGGAGGAUAUGGCGAUCUCAAACGAGACAUUCUCCACUACUACAUGAAUUUGUCAUCCAGAAGCGCCAUAAAUAUCUACAUGAGCAAGCUGCUUCGCAUGACAAGUUCUCGACGCGCCAUAUAGCGUUACAAUUUGCGCCAUGAAACUUGUAAUGCAAAAGGUGCAAUCUUCCUCCUUUCACUUUUGCCAUUCUUCCAUUACAAAUUCAUGCAAAAGUUGAGAGUGUAACGUUUGAGAACGCCAUGGAGGAAAUUCUGCGUCUCUUUGUCGACGUUUUCGACGGAAAGUUAACGCCGCUCCUCGACUUCCCGAUCGAGGACAAGCAGCGGAAGCCGAUUUUGAAGCAGAAGAUCACGCAGUUCUUGAUCGGCUUUUUGGACUACCAACUGGUGGUCGCGGAAAAGAUGGCGAAAAAGAUUUUGCAAACGCAAAAGAGGCUCGGGAUGGAUGUAUCCUGUGUAAAAGCGUCCCCAUACCAGAGUCAAGAUGGGAAAUCUGCUAGACAAAUCAACCAGCUUUGGUUGCUUCGCAUGACAAGUUUGUCCUUGUAGUGUAAUCCUCUUUGGAUAGUUCAGCAGCGUCACAGAUCUAGCAUAUCUUGGUGAUUCUAGCAUCACAAAUUCCACGACUUGACUAAAAAAUGCUUUCCAUGUGCAUCCGCAUGAGAAACUUUCUUGGUAUGCAGAUUUGCAUGACAACUCUGGGGUGAGGACGUUUUUGCCCAGAAUAGGAUGCGAGUGUGACGGAAAAGCAGUCGGCGAUCAAACCCGCAGAUAUGAAUUGCAAAAGCAGCGUAUAACUCGUAUAAAUGCAUUACAAAUUUCCUCAGCAUGAGAGAUGGAAUUUGUAAUGCUGAUCUGCUUGCAAGAAAAAGAUUUGUAAUGCAUGAUUGCAAUGCAACGAGUGCGAUACUUUUGCACAGGACAGCAGAAGAAAUACAGCAACUGAUGAAAAAAACCGUCGAAACCGUGAUUACGGUGUGUCUCAAGUGCGAUCUUUAUGACCCCAUGUACAAACGGUUUUUCGCCCGGCUGUCGACGAAGAAGCAGAAGUCCUACUUCAUCAACGCGUUGGAGCAGUACUUACUGUUGGAAAACUAUGCAAAGAAAAAAGUGUUACAGUUACACACAUAGUCAUCUAUGCAAAACAUGCAAGACAGACGACCUCUCUUAUGCGCAAAAUGCUUGCGAGUCUCGUUUCGUGUGUGUUUUGCCUUUAUGAUCUCUGCAUUACAAGUUUACGGCGUCAUGCGAGGCAAACGCAAAUUUGUGAUGCUAGUUUCACUACAAGUGUGUAACUGUAACAGUCUUUUCCUUGGAUAAAAACGGGUUGGUAAAGGAAAUCGACGCGGAGGUGUAUUCCUAUCGAGAAGAAAAUCCCCCCUCCCCAUAUCAAAACGGAAAUCUGUGAUGCAGAUUUGUGGCCACAAAUCAGCUGCGUCAUGCUAGAAGGAAUGACAUGCGGAGCGCAGUGCUGGCUGGCGUGCGAAAGCCUUGCGCCUUCAUCAUGACAGAGAGCAAUUGGAAGGGGGAAACAGCGUGACAAAUUGCCUGCAAACGAGGCCACAGCUGCGGCUCUUGGCCUUCUAGCAUCACAAGUCGAUUUGUGUAAUCAGAUACAGCAUCACAAGUCUCCUUUUCAUCGAUAUGGGGAUGGGGGAUUUUUCCUUUUGAUAAUUCCAGUAUCCUCGACAGCUACUCCGCCAGGUUGCAGGAGGAAGAGGAAACCGUGGCGCGGUUGUUCAAGUAUCCUGUGCAAAAGUAUCGUACUCGUAUUGCAAUCAUGCAUUACAAAUCUUGUUCUUAAGGAAAAUCCGCAUUUCAAAUUUUAUUUCUCAUGCUGAGGAAAUUUGUAUAUGCAUUUCUACGAGUACGAUACUUUUGCAGUUCAUAUCAAGAAAACAGCGUCAACAGCGAGUAAUGGACCACCUGGAUCGCGCGCUUUCGCGUCCUCGGCCGUGCAGGUGGGAAGUACUUCCAGAGGUGGCUCUGAUGCCUCAACAUCUUCUGUCGGUUUUUUUUCGGUGAAGGAUUUCACGUUAGCGGUGGAUUCGUUGAAGGAUGGUGAAAUGAAACCGCUAGCGACCCUGCCGUAUCACAUUCAGCAUGACGAGUAUCUGAAUGUGAAGCUCGGCGAAGAUCAGGUAAACGGUUUUUCAUCCUGAAUCGAUUGUAUUUGUCUUUUCAAUCAUUUGUACUCAGGCGAUUUUACGACUUUGGUAUUUACACGCAAAGAAGCUUCUGUGUAAGCAGCAUGCACCAUCGCGUUUUUCGCUGAGUACUAAAGUAGCUACGUCGGAAUGUCGCUCGCACCCAGAGGAGCCUUCAUACUAUAACGAGAAAAAUUUGUUUUACUUGCAUAACUUUUUCAAACGCUGAAUUCAACAACGCCAAUACUGACAGGUCGACUUCUUCCCGCACGCGUUCGAAUCCGCGCUGCACUUGACCCGCUUAGUUAUUUCCAGUAGGAACGACCUGUUUCGUCUGGAUCUCAACCUGGCUAUCCGGAUUCUCACGCAGUUUCGGUGCUACAUAUCCUGUGUAAAAACAUACCCACACCAGAGCUGUCAUGCAGAUUUGCGAUUACAGGAACGUUUGUAAUGCGCAUCCCCAAAGAAGGGAUUUCCAGUCGUGUUUUGGAAUUUGUAAUUCUGGUAACAGGAUAAGCAGAUGGAUUUGUGAUGCGGUUGUCCUUGCUCGCAUGCACUACACUACGGCCUGCAACUUGUCAUGCGUGGCUCCCACCACUUCUGGGUUUGUGUUGCUAAGUUCCCAACUUGACUAUGGGGUGGGGACGUUUUUACACAGGAUACUACACCGCCCUGAUCUACGUGUACCUGGCGACGAAAGAUUUUACCAGUCCACUGGAGCUGCUCGUCGGGUAUGGACUGCAAAAGCAUCGUACUACGUAUAAUUUGCAUGACAAAUUUCCCCAGUAUGAGAAAUGGAAUUUGUAAUUCGGAUUCAACUUAACAAAAAAGCUUGUAAUGCAUCAAUGCGAUCAGUACGAGUGCGAUACUUUUGCAGUGGAUAUCGGGGAGUGCACGCGGAUUUUUAACAAGUCGAAACGGAAAUCGAACGUCAAUUCGCCUGCAAAUACGCCGCCUGGUGUCAACAUCAUGGAAACUACAUCUGCAGCAGCAGGUCGUGGGACUUCUUGUUCUCCGAGAAAUCAACCGUCAAGCGAAGAUGUCAGGAUCAUCGAGCCGGCACUUUGCGAAUUCCUGCUGGUGCGCAAGCUUUACCACUUCCUCCUCUCCAGUCUGUCCGGAUCCAGCUUUCUCGCGGGGACCGAGCCGCCUACGAGUGUGGAGAUCCGUGACGUUCUGAAGCGAAUUUUCUUGCGCCGGAAAACGGAUGUGGCCGACGCCCCGCCGGACAUGUUCGCGAAGAUCAUGAACCUGUCCCCCGUAUCACUGUUCCGCUCCUUCGCGCAAUUAUUCUCUCUCUCUUCCGGCGGCGCGGUGGGGGGCGGGAACGUUUUUUGGUAUGAGCGGACAGACUAUGAGAGUGUACAACUCCCCGUCCACCUCAUUUGUCAUGGAAAAACCCAAAUCCAGUUGCCGCUCUGUGGCACAGUGUGCAUAACAAAUAAUUCCGGAAUCCCAAACAGUACUGCACUCCUUCGGCGCAGAACUUGUCAUGCACAGGGUCCGCCUGUGCUGGUGGUUGUGAUACUGUUCAUGCCAUACAAUGUGGGGGAGUGCGGGGAGUUGUGCACUUCCAUACAGACAGCAGCAAGCUGUCGGUGGAGCAGGGGGCGCAGAAGAACGAGGCUCUGAAACUACUCCAGUCGCAGGACACGUUUAUUGAGGAGGUUAUGGUCAGUUUUAAGCAGUGGUUUACAAUCACGAAAAAAACCGCGACGACGCAAAUUUCGCAGAAGCAACUCGCCCACGCCGCCGACUGCUACACCUGGUUCAUUGGGCGGGCGCUGGCCAACGGUAUCGCAAGAAAAAACUUUUUCAUUGUGAACUUGUGAUGCAGAAAAUGGAACACAGAACUACUUGUCUUGCUACGCCUGCAAUACAUUGGAUUUUCAAGCGUGUUUUCCCCGGGAAAGCGCGCAUUAGAAAUUUUCAACAAACUUGUGAAGCAGAUCUUGCAAAGACAUGACAGUGAAACAGUUUUUUCAUGGGAUAAACGGGGAAGAGACUUCGAUCUGGAUUCAGAAGGCCGGAAUGACGGUGAUAAAGUGCCUGGUGGAAGAUACGAAACAGCGGCUGCAUUCCUACAAAGCCACCGUCACGGAGUUGGAAGAUUUGUGCGUGCUGAUUUUCAAACGGUGCGAGAAGUUCUUGAAUUUGGCAGCUGUUGUAUCGACUCCUGGAGGUGGUCCAGGUCCUCGUCUUCCUGGGCAACCGCAACUACAGAUGAUGAAUAAGGGUACCGUCGUGAACUACUCCAAUACAGCGACUGGUGUGGCGCUGCCAGGAGGGUCGGGCUCAACAACUCUCCCGUAUUUCAACCCGCACGAGGAACUUCUGAGUGACGGAGUUUAUGCACUGCAAAAGCAUGAUCGUACUAGUAUAAAUUGCAUUACAAUUUAGCCCAGCAUUACAAAUCAAAUUUGUAACGCUGAUUUACCUUGAGAAAAAAAUUUAAUUGCAUGACUGCAAUUACUACGAGUGCGAUACUUUUGCAGAGCAUAGAGUUCAUCCACCAGCUAAUCCUGCAGGAGCAGCCGUUGAAACGAUUCAGAACCCGCAGCGUGCCAUCCAGCAGAUCAUCGCGCAGUGUGAGAGACGGUCUUUCCUUAUCAAAGGAAAAAGUGUUUAACGUUAACGGAAUUUGUGAUGCAGUAAUGCAUCACAAUCACUUGUUGGAAAAGGUGCUCAAUUUUGAAUUUGUAUUGCAUAGCACGCAUGCUAGCCAAAAUUUGUCAUGCGUUACUGCAAUCUGUGAGAACCGUUAUAACGUGAGCACUUUUCUUUUGUUUGAUAUUCCUCCGCCUGCAGGCCUUUCUCUACGAAUCGAUUGAAGAAUACAGCAAGGCGGUCAAUUAUCCGAACAAAAAAACAUUGUUGGUGUAACUUUGUGAUGCGCAACAUGCAAAGCGAUUGCAGCUGUCAUGCUGGGCAUGCAUUGAUGUAAGAUCCAUUCAAACGCGUUUUCCCGUACGCUCUGCGCAUGACAGAUUUUUGUUUUCAUGCCAGACAGAUUUGUAAUGCUGUGCCUCCAAUAAAACUUACGCCUACAUUGUUUUUUCCUGGGAUAUCAAUUCCAGGCUCAAAUUGUACGAGCUGCAGCUCCGGACCGCGAGCCCAGCGAAGGUCGUAGAGGGAAAAAAUGCGAGCAGAAAUCCUACGCAAAUAAACGAUCUCGCUUCAUCAUCAGGAGGGUCCGGAGCAGUUGCUGCAACCACAACCCUCGCAUCUUCAAUGCCUUCCGACCAGGGCUCCCGAGCGAAGGCGACCGCGGGGCUGUUUGAAUAUUUGACGCAACUGAUCAAAAACAACAACGACAAAUCGAACUCGUCCCCCGCGAAGCGACAGAACAGCCACCUCUGGCGCGUUUUUACCGAGGAUAACAACGAAUUACUGAAAAAAUUAGAACAGAUCGACUUGGAAAAAACCUGCGAAAUCAUCUUGAUCGCGGGAAAGGAACUUUUUCAGUCUGAUUACAAGCAGAUCGCUGACGCACUGACGAAGAAUUUGCCGCACUUGCAGAUCAAAUUUUUCAAACACUUGUUUUCGACCAGAAGUACAACUAGCGGGGGGAGUGGUAUGGACCAUGAUGGAGUGUUAUUCAAUACAAAUUUCCCGUACAUGUACAAAAUGCAUCACAAAUUUCACCAAUUUGGAGCGUAGUAAAACUUGUUAUGCUAUACUAGGAUCGAAGCCAAGUUUUGUCAUGCAGAGACCGCAUUUGUACGUGUGCGGGAAGUUUACUGUGGAUAAGUGUUGAAAACGUCGCAUCAUGGAAUAGCUACGACAGGAACUACUAGGACCGCAGCGGGCGGGAAUAAACAAGAACAGCAGGACGCAGAGCAUCAAGGUGCCAAUCAAAACACAACUAGUUAUGAACUGCAAAAGUAUCGUACUCGUGCUAAAAAUUGCAGUUAUGCAUUAGCAUUACAAAUUUAUUUUUCAAGCUAAAUCAGCAUGGCAAAUUCCAUUUGUCAUGCUGAGCUAAUUUGUAUUGCAAUACUACGAGUACGAAACUUUUGCAAUGCAUAUUAGUACCUUGAGAGCAACGAAAACGUCCACGGAGCUCCAGUUUUGCCAGUCGUACAUCCAUAUCCACUGCAAAAGCAUGAUCCCACUCGUACUAAUCGUAUAAUCACGCAUGACAAAUCUGGUUAGUUACUAACUGAAUCCGCAUGACGAAUUCUAUAGUCUCUUGUUCUCGAGAAAGUUUGUCAUGCGAUUUUUCGGUACACGUAGUAUUAAGAUGCUUUUGCAUUGCAUAAUCCUUUCGUUCACAAAGCUGAUGAUCGACCAGGAGCCGGAGAACGUGUUUGAUUUUUUCCUGUAUGCGUUGCAAAUAUGUCUCUGGAAGAAUGCAGAGUUUGUCAUGCUCAGCCAGUAUGACUCUCAAGUCUGUCAUGCGCGUUAGUCAUCAAGCAUUCGAGUUUAUAAUUUCUGUGCUGCGCUGGAAAGAACGCAGUUUGCCAUGCAGAACAGGCAUAGUACCUAGCAGCUCAAAACCUUGUCAUGCCUGGCCACCAAUCGGGACGUCCCCAAGAUUGUCCACCUAGCAUUACAAGUUUAAUAUUCCAGUCCCAGACACAUUUGCAUUUGAUAUCCUGGAAUUCGAAUCCAUUCUACCGGUGGAGGAGGCGCUGCGGGAGUGUUUGCUCAAGUUGCAAGAGGAACAGGAACAACAAGCAGGUGCAGGGUCAGCUUCUGGUGCACUGUCAGGCAAGGCGGGUCGUACAACUGGAAUCACGAUCGGCAACAUGACAACAGGUUCCGGAAUAAAUAGUCUGAAUAAGAGAUCAACACCAUCGCCCCCCUCCGCUUCCUCUAGCACGAUCAUCGACGGAGCAAUUUGGCUGUUGGAAAAAGUCGGGGACCACGCUCGGGCGAUCCAGUUGUUUGUGCGCCAGUUUAGAACCGAAAUUGGCCAUCUUUUGCUGCUUGAUCAUGUUGGCACCAGGAACAUCACCGGAGAAGAAGAACACGAGGGGGACAACAAUACGGCCGGAGCGCGGGCGGUAGAGGAUUUUAAAAUUCCUGGAUCUUCGGUGAUGGGGAACAAAAGCAAAAGUGACUAUUUUGUCACAACGAAACUGAUCACCAAUGCGGACCAGUACUGCGAUCGAAACGCAGGAGUGCUGACAAACGAGGACUUGUCCCGACUUUGGUUUUCGUUUUUCGAUUCUGCGCUCGAGAUGGAGACCAAGCAGGCGUCGAGACUAGUACAGGCGGAGGAAGUGCAACAAAUGGUGGACGAGCAGGAGAAGAUGAAGAGUAGACCAGCAGGAGCCACUUCUACUACCGUCACUUCUGCCGCAACGUCGAAUAAAACCGGUGAAAGUAGAAGUGGUAGAAGAACACCAAACCACUACACAGGAUUGGCACCUUCUUCCCAAGAAACGCAAGCACAACUCUCGCCCGUCGCGCAAAUCUCGACGACGAUGAUUCGUCACCUGCCCGCGACCUUCUGCUUGCGAAAACUUUCCCAGGAGAAGCCCUACACGGAACUGCCGAUCUUCGCACUUACCACCCCGAUCACGAUCAUCACCAACGCGAUGAAGUUUCACAGCCGGUUUUUAGAGUCGAGCCUCACCAUCGUGGGCCAGGACAUCCUGCAGGGCAUGAGUGAGUUCUACGCGCUGGAAAGGAAGGGUGUUUUUGGCUACUCGCCGUUGCACGAGAGGACAGGAGGAGCUUUUGGAGGCGCGGCGGGGAACAACAAGCUGGGGAAAAGUAAAGGCCGGGGGAAGCAAGGCAGGAACAACGGGUCCUCGAUGACGUUAUUUCCUCCAGGGGUCGCCGUGAGUAAAGCGGUGGUGGAUGAGGAAAAUGGCGUGAUCAAAGUGAAGGCGGGCGGAGGAGGGGCCGUCGUGUAUGGGAUGGGUGGAAGUUGACGAUGACGAAGGAAAAGUAGUAGGGGGUGUGCUGUAGCUAUGAGACUGUCAGCCUGAUGAAUAAGAUUAAAAGUUGAAGUGUAAGUUGUAAACUCGAAGUAGAAGAAGUUGAGCAUAGGGUAAAGUUUGUUUCAGAUGAUGUUGACAAAAAUUCUAUCAGAAGGCUUCAUCGAAGUGAUUGUUUGAUGAAGCAAAAGAACGACAAAAAACGCGAAUUAGUGAAGAGGAAGAACGCAUCGAAGAUACAACUUUAAAGAUUCCGUCCUAAUUCGUGAUGGAAAAUAAAAUUGGACGCGUAUGAACAUGG
This is a messenger RNA of Amoebophrya sp. A120, 9042 nucleotides long. Lineage: Eukaryota; Dinophyceae; Syndiniales; Amoebophryaceae. The record is from the annotation of a GenBank genome assembly.